Molecule: messenger RNA, 624 nt
Organism: Piliocolobus tephrosceles (Ugandan red Colobus)
Lineage: Eukaryota; Metazoa; Chordata; Mammalia; Primates; Cercopithecidae
Product: immunoglobulin lambda-like polypeptide 1
Exons: 2
Coding region: 301-597 (98 amino acids)
Source: RefSeq, a predicted model, not a curated record
CAAACAAGAAAUCUUAUAUUUACAUGAUAAAACUAAUCACAAACUACUAGACCAACUUCUAAGGUAGAAACGCUCUACCUUAGAGGGAGGGAGAGGCCCUGGAUGGAGCAGACAGCCACACCAUGAACCCUCCCAGAGACUUUGGACAGAGAGAGGCACUCCACACACCCCACUCUCCCUCUGCCGUCUCUCACCCCCUCCUUUGUCCACACAGGUCAGCCCAAGGCCACCCCCUCGGUCACUCUGUUCCCGCCAUCCUCUGAGGAGCUCCAAGCCAACAAGGCCACACUGCUGUGUCUCAUGAGUGACUUCUAUCCAGGAAUCUUGACGGUGACCUGGAAGGCAGAUGGUACCCCCAUCACCCAGGGCGUGGAGAUGACCACGCCCUCCAAACAGAGCAACAACAAGGACGCGGCCAGCAGCUACCUGAGCCUGAUGCCCGAGCAGUGGAGGUCCCGCAGAAGCUACAGCUGCCAGGUCACGCAUGAAGGGAGCACCGUGGAGAAGACAGUGGACCCUGCAGAAUGUAUAAGAAAGGAAUGCAGAGAGGCUGGUUGGUGCGGGAAGUCAGGGACCCCAAACAGAGGGACCGGCUGAAACCGCGGCAGAAGAACAUAAAUUGCG